AUGGCGACAGACAACUUGACUUGCAGCAGUAUUGAGGAGUUCACUCUCAGCGGUUUACCGAAUCUGGAUGACUUCAAUUUCUGGUUUGGUUUUCCUUUCCUCAUAAUGUAUCUGGUGUCUGUCCUGGGAAACUCCACCAUCAUCUAUAUCAUCAUGGUGCACCAAGAACUUCAUGAGCCCAUGUACAUCUUCCUUUCCAUGCUUUCAGUGGUGGACCUCGUAUUAGCCAACACAGCCAUGCCUAAAAUGCUGGGAAUCUUCUGGUUUGAUAGCCCGAAGAUCUCCUUCAGCAUGUGUCUAACCCAGAUGUUCUUCUUCCAUUUCCUCUCUACCCUGGAGUCUGCGACACUGGUUACCAUGGCCGUAGACCGAUAUGUGGCCAUAUGCCACCCUCUUCGAUAUUCUUCCAUCUUAACCUACCGGACCAUCACUAAGAUCUCUCUGGUCCUUAUGCUCAGAGGAGCAGCUGUAAUGGUUCCUCUCCCAUUUAUUAUUCAGAGGUUUCCAUUGUGGAAGAGCAAUCAUCUGACACACUCCUAUUGUGUCCACCAAGAGCUCAUGAAGUUGGCCUGCGCUGACAUAAAGGUCAAUAUCAUCUAUGGCCUCUUCAUUACUCUUUACGUCAUGGGCAUGGACUCUCUGUUUAUCUCCAUCUCGUAUAUGCUGAUCAUAAAGACGGUGGUUUUCCAUGUGACUGACGCCAGUCAGAAGGCCAUCAGUACGUGUACCUCCCACAUAUGUGCCGUCCUUAUCUACUACAUCCCGUAUAUUGGCCUUGCCGUGGUGCACCGAUUUCCCAGUGACACAGUCCCCAAUCUUCAUAUCCUGUGUGGCAAUGCCUACCUCCUGCUUGCCCCCGUCAUUAACCCUUUGAUCUAUGGGAUUAAGACAAAGAAGAUACGCUGCAGACUCAGCAAAUAUCUCAGUAAAAAAAACUGGGUGGAGCUUACAAAAAGAAAAACAAAUUGA
Nanorana parkeri is the source of this 969-nucleotide messenger RNA. RefSeq names its product olfactory receptor 51E1-like. Gene Ontology annotation, cellular component: membrane. NCBI's taxonomy places the organism in Eukaryota, Metazoa, Chordata, Amphibia, Anura, Dicroglossidae. Gene Ontology annotation, molecular function: G protein-coupled receptor activity; olfactory receptor activity. The transcript has 2 exons. Gene Ontology annotation, biological process: G protein-coupled receptor signaling pathway. Bases 1 to 969 code for a protein of 322 amino acids. The record is from RefSeq and is a predicted model, not a curated record.